Molecule: messenger RNA, 7889 nt
Organism: Oncorhynchus nerka (sockeye salmon)
Lineage: Eukaryota; Metazoa; Chordata; Actinopteri; Salmoniformes; Salmonidae
Product: adenylate cyclase type 3-like
Exons: 20
Coding region: 1602-4970 (1122 amino acids)
Biological process (GO): intracellular signal transduction; adenylate cyclase-activating G protein-coupled receptor signaling pathway; cAMP biosynthetic process
Cellular component (GO): plasma membrane
Molecular function (GO): adenylate cyclase activity
Source: RefSeq, a predicted model, not a curated record
UCGAGGGCGAAAGAGCAGAGCUGUUCCGUGUUUUCUGCAGAAGGCGAGAGUCCAUUGUAGUCUAUUACUCGUCGAGAGGGACAUGUUCAGGUUAUUCUUAUAACAAACACCCCAAAUGUACUGUUUUGAUUACAAGUGACAUCUAAUCCUUACAAGAGCGAGCACCACCUAUAGGAGAUCGAAAGUGUAUUUUUUCCCCCCAUGGCUCGGUAAACGGAUGCAACAAUAUGCGGAUGGUUUUUACAUCAUCUGGUACAAAAUCUCUGUUCACAGGCGGCAUCUUAAAAAGGAUAGAUAGACAGGAGGUGCCAAACGUCGAGUCACUGGAGAAUGAAAACCUACAUUGAAAGAUCACGUUCAUCUUUGGCCAUCGACACAUGUUAAAUGGAUACAGAAUGGGUAAAUAAUGACGCUUAUUGUUUUCAGUCAUUCGAUCAUUUAUAUGGGUAUGACAAUAGCGGUCCUCUAUAGCACCUUUUCAAAAUAGAAAUGUAGCCAAACGAUUUAACACUGAAAUCACAGGCAACAAACUCAUCAAUAUGUGUAAUGAGGGCAAUAAAUAUGAUAUCCUUGUACUUUAGGCUGGAAAACCGCGUUGCUUAAUAAUAGGGCAAAAAGACUGUUAAGUAUUUUAAAUGGAUAGCCACGAUGGUGUCAUUUUGGACAUCCAUUUUACAAGUUCUAUCUUUUUUCUCUCUUUGAUAGAGCGCAACAUGUAGCCUAUUUCCUGUGUGCGCUGUAAAAUCAGAAGUCACGCAUAGUUCUCCGGGGAUAUUCUUAACUGAGGACAGAGGCGCAGUUUUCUCAAGAUAAAUAUUGGUAGGGAACGACAGACAUUACUCUCAGUAUCAGUCUGUCAACUGCAAAGAAAAAACGAACCUAGGCCUCUUUUGCACAACUUGCACAGGCUGUCCAUAUUUCCCAGUAACUUUCUUAAAAAUCCCUUUUUUUCCCAACGUGGAUUGCUAGUCAGGUGACAUCUCAGGUGGGGGGGGCACAAUUCAUGAUCAAAUGGCAUCCCAUAUUCUUCACUUCUUUUGAGUUUUCACCAUGGAAACCCCAUGUGAACAAUGGUGAUGACCUUGAUACAAUGAAUAUAAAAGAGAAGGGUGUCAAUGUAAACAAAGUUUUGCAUUCGAAAAGAAACAAAGCUACAUUAUCGCCCUCACUUUAUUCUUUGUGAGUUUUCCAUGGGCUCACUUAAGGAAAAUUAACAUGGUCCAGGAGACCCUUCAAAUCUCCUUUUGUCUUAAGUCUACAUUUGGAGGACAUUGGAUUGGUGAAUCAACUGACAGAAUCAACUGACACUGUCAGAGACGUGUACCUAACGAAUAUGUGAGGAAAGCUAUUCCAAAGUGCAGGGCCUGACAAUCAAGACACUACGUGUGAUUUAAAGGACAUUUGUGACACCUCAGGGUAAAGGGUUCAGUUUACACACAGGAGAAUAAAAGGGAACCUGAUGAGAGAGCACGAUGUAGGCCUGCGUUUGAACCUUACAACAGUACCUUGAGGAAUUUUACACCUGCAGAACUACAAACAGAUUCACACUUUUUUUCACGACGAGGUCACAGGAAGAAUACAAAACUUAGUCAGUAUUCACGAUGCCUCGCAACCGGGCCUUCUCAGAGCCGGAGUACUCAGCAGAGUAUUCGGCGGACUGCUCUGUGACCCUACCAUCGGACCCGGGCCAGGCCGUGGGGCGCACGCACGAGGUAACGGUUCGCAGCCAAGGGUGCUGCCUCUGCCUACCACGCUUCAUGCGUCUCACCUUUGCACCCGAGUCUCUGGAGAACCUCUAUCAGACCUAUUUCCGCCGGCAGCGACACGAAACCCUGCUGGUUCUGGUUGUGUUUGCUGCCCUGUUUGACAGCUACAUCAUUGUCAUGUGCGCUGUGGUCUACACGGGUGAAAAGCUGGCCUCUGUGGUGGUGGCAUCAGUGGGCCUGGCAUCAGACAUCCUACUCUAUGUGUUGUGCUGCUACGGCCUGCUACCCGACCGCAUCUCACGACGUGUGGUGCCCUACGCCCUGUGGGUGCUCAUAGCGGCCCAGAUCUUCUGCUACCUGGGCCUGAACUAUGCCCGCUUCCACCAGGCCAGUGACACAGUGGGCUGGCAGGCCUUCUUUAGCUUCUCCUUCUUCCUGACACUGCCCUUGCGGCUCACGCCCAUUGUGCUGAUCACAUCCGUGUCAUGCGGGGUCCACACCCUGGUGCUGGGGGUCACCAUUGCACAGCAGCAGCAGGAGGAUAUCCAGGGGGCUGCCCUCGGGAGACAGCUGCUGGCCAACAUAGUGAUCUAUGUGUGUGCGAUCACUGUGGGCGUCAUGUCCUACUACAUGGCAGACCGGAAACACCGCAAGGCCUUCUUGGAAGCACGGCAGUCCCUGGAGGUCAAACUCAAUCUGGAGGAACAGAGCCAGCAACAGGAGCGUCUCUUGCUGUCCAUCCUGCCCAAGCAUAUAGCAGACGAGAUGUUGCAGGACAUGAAGAAGAAAGAAGCCAGUCAGACUGGACAGAAAGAGAUGCAGCAGUUCAACACCAUGUACAUGUAUCGCCACGAAAACGUCAGUAUUUUGUUUGCAGACAUUGUGGGAUUCACUCAGCUGUCAUCAUCAUGCAGUGCCCAUGAGCUGGUCAAGCUCCUCAAUGAACUGUUUGCCCGCUUUGACAAGCUGGCUGCCAAAUACCACCAGUUGAGAAUAAAGAUCCUGGGCGACUGUUACUACUGCAUCUGUGGCCUGCCAGACUACAGAGAGGACCACGCUGCCUGCUCCAUCAUGAUGGGCCUGGCCAUGGUGGAGGCCAUUUCGUAUGUUCGUGAGAAGACCGGGACAGAUGUGGACAUGCGUGUGGGGGUACACACUGGCACUGUCCUGGGGGGCGUCCUGGGACAGAAGCGGUGGCAGUAUGACGUCUGGUCCACUGACGUCACCGUGGCCAAUAAGAUGGAGGCGGGAGGAAUACCGGGGCGUGUGCACAUCUCCCAGGCCACCAUGGAGUGUCUGCACGGGGAGUUUGAUAUGGAGCCGGGGAACGGGGGCGACCGCUGUGAGUACCUGAAGGAGAGGGGCAUCGACUCCUACCUGGUGGUGGUGCCCAAGGGCCCCCUGGGAAAGAACAGCAUCAACGGGGUGAAGUUAUCUGUGAUGUCGUCCAAUGGGAACUCUCCAUUGUUGAUCAACACCACUGAGUGUAAUGGGAGUGUCCACACAGCCUGCACCACACCCGACGACCCAGAGGAGCUGGACACACGGGUGGUGAACCCAUCAUUCCCCAACCCUCGGCGGAGGCUAAGACUGCGGGACCUGGCCGAGAGGGUGAUUGAUGCCCAAGAGAACGAACAGGAGCUCAACAAACUGCUCAAUGAGGCACUGCUGGAGAGAGAGACCGUACAAGCUCUGAAGGGGAAACGCACCAACCGUCUGUCCCUGCGCUUUGUGGACCCUGAGCUGGAGACCCGCUACUCCGUAGAAAAGGAGAAGCAGAGCGGAGCUGCCUUCAGCUGCUCAUGUGUAGUGCUCCUGUUCACUGCAGCCAUGGAGGUCCUCAUAGACCCUCGGAUGAUAGCAAACUACGUGACCCUAGCUGUGGGAGAGGUCCUGCUGCUCGUCCUAACUGUCUGCUCUCUGGCGGCCAUCUUCCCUCGAGUUUUCCCUAAGAGGCUGGUGUCUUUCUCCACAUGGAUUGACCACACCCGCUGGGCACGGAACACAUGGGCCAUGGCAGCAAUCUUCAUCCUCACCAUGGCCGACAUUGUGGACAUGCUGAGCUGUCCCCGUCCCUCUGGAAACGCCACAAUGGCUCCUCCUUCCUCUGUUGUCCAAUCCGGGGCAGAGGGCUGUCUGGACAACCCCAAGUACUACAGCUACAUCGCCGUGCUGGCACUCAUGGCGACCACCAUGCUGGUACAGGUCAGCCACAUGGUCAAGGUCACACUCAUGCUCCUCAUCACCAUAGCGACGGGCAUCGUCAACAUCUACAGCUGGAGGGACAUAUUUGACCGCUACGAUAUGGCCCGCUUCCAGGACUACAGGUCUUACCUGGUUCCCUCCAAAUAUGCCAUGACUAUCAUGAUCUUCAUCAUGAUGAUCAGCUUCUACUACUUUUCUCGACAUGUGGAGAAGCUAGCACGUACUCUGUUCUUGUGGAAGAUUGAGGUCCAUGAGCAGAAGGAGAAGGUGUAUGAGAUGAGGCGCUGGAACGAGGCGCUGGUCACUAACAUGCUGCCAGAGCACGUAGCACGCCACUUCCUGGGCUCCAAGAAAAGGGACGAGGAGCUGUACAGCCAGUCAUAUGAUGAGAUUGGGGUGAUGUUCGCCUCCAUCCCCAACUUCUCGGACUUCUACACAGAGGAGAGCAUCAACAAUGGGGGGAUUGAGUGCCUCAGGUUCCUCAACGAAAUCAUCUCCGAUUUUGACAGUCUCCUGGACGAGUCUCAGUUCCGCUGCAUCACCAAAAUCAAAACCAUUGGCAGCACCUACAUGGCAGCAUCAGGAGUCACUCCCGACGUCAGCAACGGCUACGCCUGUCUGAAGAAAGAGGAGCUGACUGACAGAGAGCGCUGGCAGCAUUUGGCAGAUCUGGCUGACUUUGCUCUGGCCAUGAAGGUCUCGCUCAUGAACAUCAACUACCAGUCCUUCAACAACUUUAUGCUACGCAUAGGUUUGAAUAAAGGGGGGGUUCUGGCAGGAGUGAUUGGUGCCCGGAAGCCUCACUAUGACAUCUGGGGAAACACUGUGAAUGUGGCCAGUCGCAUGGAGUCCACAGGGGUCAUGGGUAACAUCCAGGUGGUGGAAGAUUGUUACCACAUCUUGAAGGAGUACGGAUUCCGUUUUGUGAGGAGGGGACCUAUCUUUGUGAAGGGGAAAGGAGAGCUGCUUACCUACUUUCUGAAGGGUAGAGAAAAACAGGGCUCCUUCAUCAACGGCUCCUCGGUCACCCUGCCACACCAAGUGGUGGACAACUCCUGACCUGCGUGUCAAUGCUCACAGAAACACACACGCAUAAUCAGAAAUAUACAUUGUAAUGUAUAAGUGAGAUCUGAAUUCAUGCUUAUACCAACACUCUUUCAGAAUUGCAAAGUAUGUCAGAGGAAAUGGACAUCUUGCAAAGAAAGAAGAUUUGUCCUGCCUCCCCCUCCCCCACCCUGCCUGUUCAAAUACUUUUUUUGCAAACUACAAAGCUUUUGAAAAUAGUGCUCAGCUAUUUGCACUACAGACUUAUGAACACAUAUCACGGUACUGUAUAGUCACACAUAGUUACACACAGUCUAAGACAAACACUCUUAUUCAGAAACACAGUCUGACAAACACACAUUCAUGUACUCACUGCAAUGCCAUCCUUACGACGCGCUCAAGCCAGAUGCAUCAUGGCUGUUGGACUAAAUGCCUCAUUUUGAAUACUUUCCCCCUUUUACAAAAUACUUUAUAUUUGGAAAAGAAUGGAUUUCAGUGUGUUUGUUACAGUAUCUCCAAACUGCUUGGAGAUGGCGAUGACCUGAGAUAAGAUGGUAGAGGUGUGUGUGUGUGUGUGUGUGUGUGUGUGUGUGUGUGUGUGUGCUGAAUAAGCCUGCAGUGAAAGUAUUCUUUCUCACUUUUUUCUGAUCCGGAAUCAAGUAACAUGCCAUGCCCUUUUUCUGUUAGCUAUGAAUUUGGAACACAUGCCUUCUAUGUUCUCCCCCCCAUCACUUCUUUACGGCAUCUGAGUCUAUGCUGACAGUGGGCACAGAACCCGGGUGUGAGUCCUCAGGUGUGAAAUUGGCGACAGGUUGAAUGUUUUUGUGUUUUUUUGGAGGCAUUGCAAGUGUGCGCAUGCACGUUGACAAGCAAGAGUGAUUCAUGGUAUUUUAGAGUUUGUGGUCACCAGGUCUUUGUGAGUAGCUAACACCUGUGGUCAUGGGUAUUCCGGUGGGUAGAAAUGCUGUGCCCUGAAAAAAGUAUUUGCCCCCUUUAGGAUUUUCUCUGUUUUUACAUGUUUUUGAUACUGAAUUAGCACAUCUUCAACUAAAACCUUAUAUUAGAUCAAGGGAACCUGAGUUUACAAAUAUAUAUAUAUAUUUAUUUAAUUAACAACGUUAUGCAACACCCAAUUCCCCUGUGUGAAAAAGGUAUUGACCCCUUUACACUCAAUAACUGGUUGUGCCACCUUUAGCUGCAAUGUCUGCAACCAAAUGCUUCCUCUAGUUGUGGGUCAGUCUCUCACGUCGCUGGCGAAGAAUUUUGGCCCACUCUUGCAUGCAGAACUUCUUUAACUCAGCGACAUUUGUGGGUUUUCAAGCAUGAACUGCUCCUUUCAUGUCCUGCCACAACAUCUCAAUUGGGAUUAGGUCUGGACUUUGACUAGGCCAUUCCAAAACUUCAAUUUUGUUGCUUUUUAGUCAUUUUAAAGUAGACUUGACUUUUGGAUUAAAGUUGAUUUACGUUUGCCAGAAAACACCUGGAAGAUCAUCAAGGCUCUUUGGAAGAAUGUUCUAUGAACAGAUGAGUCAAGUGUAUAACUUUUUGGAAGACAUGGGUCCCAUUAGGCCUGACGAAAAACCAAACACUGCAUUCCACGGUAAGAAACUUGUACCAAUAGUCAAGCAUGGUGGUGGUAGUCUGAUGGUUUGGGGAUGCUUUGCUGCCUCAGGACCUGGAUGACUUGCCUUUAAUAGAAGGAACCAUAAAUUGUGCUCUGUAUCAAAUAAAAGGUUAUUGGUCACAUACACAUAUUUAGCAGAUGUUAUUGUGGGUGUAGCAAAAUGCUUGCUGUAUCAGUGAAUUCUACAGGAGAAUGUCAGGCUUUCUGUGAGCUGAAGCGCAGCUGGGUCAUGCAGCAAAACAAUAAUCCAAAACACACAAUCAAUGGCUAAAAAGCAACAAAUUUGAAGUUUUGGAAUUGCCUAGACAAAGUCCAGACCUAAUCCCAAUUGAGAUGUUGUGGCAGGACUUGAAAUUAGCAGUUAAUGCUUGAAAACCCACAAAUGUCGCUGAGUUAAAGCAGCUCUGCAUAGAAGAGUGGGCCAAAAUUCCUCCACAGCAACGUGAGAGACUGAGCAACAACUAAAGGAAGCGUUUGAUUGGAGUCAUUGCAGCUAAAGGUGCCACAAACAGUUAUUGGGUGUAAGAGGAAAUUACUUUUUCACAUGAGCAUUGGGUGUUGCAUAACUAUGUUUAUGAAAUCAAUGAAAUAAGAAUGUAAUUGUUGUGUUAUUUGUUCACUCAGGUCCCAUUUAUCUAAUAUUAGAUUUUGGUUGAAGAUCUGAUAAUAUUCAGUAUUUUUUUUUUAAAUGCAAAAGAAUUAAGGAGGGAAAUUACUUUUCCACAGCACUGUAUGUUUGUUUGUUUGUGUAUAUGUAAGGUUGAUAUGUGGACAGUACUGCAGGUGCGGGUGAGUUUCUUUUGCUCGUAUUGUGUCCGCGUCAGUGUCUUUUCUCUGAAAUUGGAUGGAAGUGCAAUAGUUUAUUCUUCUACAACCCUCUGUCCUCGCUUGCCCCUUACACAAAUUAAAACAUUCCUGGCCCUUUUAAUAUUUUUAUAACUAAGUUUAAUUCAUUCUGAGAUUCUAUUUACAGUGAAGGGAUAAAGGACUAAUGAGUCUCUAAGUUGUACAUACAGUUUACUGUUCAUUAACUUAAUUUAUUGCAGUUGUCAGGGACAGAUUUCCUUUUUUUAAACCAAUGUAAAAGUGCCAAUGUUGAAGGAAUGGCUUUGGUCCCUGUACAUGUGGCCAAAAUGCAGGUCUUUGCUGUUUCUCGAUUUGUAUUUUAAAGAACCUCAGGCUUGGGAAUAAAAUGGCACUUUGAAUGGUCUGUAAACUAUCUGUGUUUGAGUUGAAAGAUAAUUUAUUAAUGUAUUUCAUUUAAAUUAUUUGUCAUUUUCAAGUGUAUUGAUUAAAAAAACGAAAUUAAA